CACAAACAGGAAGUCUCUGCCACUCUCUCUGUUACGCAGUUUCACAGAAACGAAACCUGACUCAAUCUCUUUCACAAAAACAAAACUCAGCUCAGUGUCAGAAAGCCACAGAAAAACUCUGUCUCUGUCAGUGUGAGCAGUGAAAUGGCUGAGGCCAAUAUCUCUGUGGAUCAGGACCAGUUCAGCUGUUCAAUCUGUCUGGAUAUACUGAAGGAUCCAGUGACUAUUCACUGUGGACACAGUUACUGUAUGGGCUGUAUUAAGGACUGCUGGGAUCAGGAUGAUCAUAUUGGUGUCUACAGCUGUCCCCAGUGCAGACAGACCUUCACCCCAAGGCCUGUUCUGGGCAGAAACACCAUGCUGGCUGAAGUGGUGGAGAAACUGAAGAAGACAGGACUCCAAGCUGCUCCUCCUGCUCACUGUUACGCUGGACCUGGAGACGUGGCGUGUGAUUUCUGCACUGGGAGAAAGCACAAAGCCAUCAAGUCCUGUCUGGUGUGUCUGGCAUCUUACUGUGAAAUUCACCUCCAGCCUCACUAUGAAUCUCCUGCCUUUAAAAAACACAAACUGGUCAAAGCCACUGGAAACCUGCAGGAGAAGAUCUGCUCUAAUCAUGACAAACUGUUGGAAGUGUUCUGUCGUACUGAUCAGCAGUGUAUCUGUAUGCUGUGUGUGAUGGAUGAACACAGUGGCCAUAAAACAGUCUCAGCUGCAGCAGAAAGGACAGAGAAACAGAAGCAGCUGGGGGUGACACGGAGUAAGUUCCAGCAGGGAAUCCAGGAGAGAGAGAAGGAGCUGCAGGAUCUGAGACAGACUGUGCAGUCACUCAAGCGCUCUGCACAGACAGCAGUGGAGGACAGUGAGAGGAUCUUUACUGAGCUGAUCCGCUCCAUUGAGAGAAGGCGCUCUGAGGUGAAAGAGCUGAUCAGAGAUCAGGAGAAGGCUGAAGUGAGUCGGGCUGAAGGACUCCUGGAGCGACUGGAGCAGGAGAUUGCUGAGCUGAGGAGGAGAGAGGCUGAGCUGGAGCAGCUUUCACACACGGAGGAUCACAUCCAUUUCCUCCAGAGCUGCCAGUCCCUCUGUGCCCCUCCUGGACCUGGAGACCCUCCCAGCAUCACUGUCAGUCCAAACGUCUCUUUUGAGGCUGUGAGGAAAUCUGUCUCUGAACUGAAAGAGCGACUGGAGGAUGUUUUCAAGGCGGAGUUCAAAGUUUCUGGAAGAGUGGAAGAAGUCUCUGUUCUAGAGCCCCAGACCAGACAGGACUUCUUACAAUAUGGCUGUCAGCUCACACUGGACCCCAACACAGCGCACAGAACCCUCCGUCUGUCUGAGGGGAACAGAGAGGUGACCCAUGUGAGAGAGAUCCAGUCAUAUCCUGAUCAUCCAGAGAGAUUUGAGCGCUGGGCCCAAGUGCUGUGCAGAGAGGGUGUGUCUGGACGCUGUUACUGGGAGGCUGAGAGGAGUGGGGGUGGGGUUUCUAUAGCAGUGUCAUAUAAAGAGAUCAGGAGGAAAGGAGAGGGUAAUGACUGUGUAAUGGGACGUAAUAAUAAGUCCUGGAGGUUGCGCUGCUCUCCCUCCAGUUACUCUUUCUGGCACAAUAAUAAGAGCACUGAAAUCCCUGUUCCCUCCUCCUCCAGAAUAGGAGUGUACCUGGAUCACAGGGCAGGAACUCUGUCCUUCUACAGCGUCUCUGACACAAUGACCCUCCUGCACAGAGUCCAGACCACAUUCACUCAGCCCCUCUAUCCUGGGUUUUGGGUUGGUUCUGGAUCCUCUGUAAAACUGUGUGAUCUGGGAUGAGGCAGAGAGUGAAGGGAAGAUCAGCUGUAAUUAAAAAGAGGGAAAAAUACUGAAUAUGAAAUAAUAUCAUUGCAUUUAUGAAAAAGGCUGUGCUUUGUUCACACAUUGUGGUGACCCUCUGGUAGAGAGAGAGAGAGAGAGAGAGAAUAGGUGAACAAAAAAUUAUAUAUAUUUUUUUCAUAAGUGGCUUCAGGGCACAUCUCAAUAGUCCAGAACAAAAAAAUUUUCCUUUUUCAAAAAUAGGAAUAAAAUUAAGUGGCCAAAAAAUUAGGAACACCGGAAAGAAAGAAAAAGAACAAAAAAGUGGAAUUCACGUGACCGCGUUCGUCCGUGGUUAUCAGUGGCAGGCCGUCCAAUCGGCUCCUUUCCCUGGGAAGUCCCCCUUCUCCGCCUUGUGGCCCGUCUCUCGUUAGGGAUCCUCACACGCACUGGCUCCGGGUCUCUCCUCCUCUGUCAUGAGCCCCGCUCUGUUCUCCAGCGCGGCUUUUUGUGGGGCGUCUCUCUCUUUCUCCAACUCGGCCCAGCCGCGCCUGUCCAAUCAGAAAUGAUGAGGAGUGAGUGUUGGCGUUCCCCACGCGCCUCUCCCCGGUGGUGCUGACUCUCCCCCCGGCUCUCUCCAAGGUGCCACUCUGUUAAAUACCAUAUUGGGAAAUAUACGUUGUUCAUUACUUUCCCAGCUCUUGGCGCUGGCGCACGGGUCGUUCCGCUCCAGCGAUCCCCGAUCGGGCCACACCAUGGUAACCAGGUCUGAUGGGUUCUUUGUUCUGUAAAUCGUGUGGAAAAGGUUUGGCUGAUGCCAAUAAAGCCAUUUGAAUUUGAGAGAGGGAGAGGGAGAGAGACAGAGGGAGAGAUGGGGAGAGAGAGAAGGAGAUA
Conger conger (European conger) is the source of this 2673-nucleotide messenger RNA. Its product is annotated as tripartite motif-containing protein 16-like. Gene Ontology annotation, molecular function: protein binding; zinc ion binding. The record is from RefSeq and is a predicted model, not a curated record. NCBI's taxonomy places the organism in Eukaryota, Metazoa, Chordata, Actinopteri, Anguilliformes, Congridae. The coding region runs from base 145 to 1800 and encodes 551 amino acids. The transcript is spliced from 6 exons.